Messenger RNA from Morchella importuna, 426 nucleotides. RefSeq lists its product as uncharacterized. The record is from RefSeq and is a predicted model, not a curated record. The transcript has 2 exons. The coding region runs from base 1 to 426 and encodes 141 amino acids. NCBI's taxonomy places the organism in Eukaryota, Fungi, Ascomycota, Pezizomycetes, Pezizales, Morchellaceae.
AUGAUAGUCUAUGCCGCGCAUCCCCAGCGGGAGUUUUUUCACGGCGCGGAGCUGGCCCCCGCGGUCGCUGCAGGUUUGCAGAGUGACGACGCCGAAUCCGCCGGAGCCGAUAGGUCGAGUGUCGGUCCAGGUGCCGGCUUGAGAGUGUUGUGGGGUGGAGGGGUCGUUGUGAGGUGGAAGGGUUCGAUGGGGGAGAGGGGGUGCGUGGAAAUGGAGGCGGAGGUGGAAGUGGAGGUCGAGGUAGAGGGAAAGGUCGAAGUAGAGGCGAGGGUGGAUGUGGAGGUAGAGGGAGAGGUCAAGGUGGCGGUGGAGGCGGGGAUGGAGGCGGGGGUCGGAGUGGAGGCAGAUGUGGAGCUGAAGAAUGGUCACGCGACGGGGAGUCGACUAACGGCACGGCUAAAGCCUAUGACAUGGGACGCAAGAUAG